CUGAGGAAAGAAGGUUGUGUGUGUCUUUCCCAGUUUCAUCCACUAAAUCUGAAACCGACCCGCGAAGUUUUGAAAUUCGUUCAAGGAAAUAGAAAAUUUUAAGAUUUAAAUGAGUUGUGAACCUAGCAUCGUCAAAUGAUGAGCUGUAGUUAGAGAGUUUCUAUGCGCUGUUGCUGAAAAGUUUAUUAGCAAGUUAAUUAACAUGCGCUGGUUAUUAUAAAUGGAACAGAUUGUGUAAACUAAAUGCUGAAAAAUCGAACCAUUUCUGUGAAAAUUUCUAUCUUUUUAAAACUAUACAUAUUACGUAUCUUAGAAAAUUUCUAAAGGUAUUGGUGUGUUGGACUUUUAAUGAACUGAACACGUGAAUAGCUUGUUAACCUUGUUUUCAAAUAUUUAUACUAUUUCCGGAUUGAAAACUUCCAGUGCAAAAUAAAUACUUGGUUUUCGACUUGAACCUGUUUGAAAAACAAUUUUGAAGUGAAAGUUUUGACAUCUUCGUGACUUUCGGUUUAAGGUGAUAAGUUCAAACCAUCAAUCAUUUAGCUCCACUAGAAUAUUAUUUGACAAUAAACUGGAUAGAAGAACGUACGGAAGAAUGGACUCUUUCACUAUGCGGCUUUUCAAUGCUUCGUGCUACUGAGAUCGCAUGACCGAUUGCGCUCCUCUGCUAGCCAAGAUGCUACAUCUGCUGCUCCGUCGUGCAUCUGUUAGGGCAGCAGUUCUGUUGCUAAUGCUUCUCGUGGCAAGAGAGACUCGGGGUGACGAGCUACGUCUCGUGGAAGUGAUGACGACAGUCAAUUCUCGCCAUCUGACCACCACCGUCACCGCCACCCUCGUCAACCCUGGCGAGGCAGAACAGGAGCUUGUCUGCCGGCUGGACCUGCCUUCCCGAGCCUACGUCACAAAUCUUGUUAUCGAUGUCGGCGGCAGGAAUCACACGAGUUCCGUGCAGAAGCGCGGGCGUCGCAGCAAGCGCAUCGGGAGCACGCAGCCCGAGGCUUCACUCGCCAAUUAUUUUUCCAUCCGUAAACGUGAGGGUGGACUGCAACGGUUUCGUGCAACUGCUACCGUGGCUGGCAAGUCUGAGGUGAAGUUCUACCUCACAUACGAGGAAGUUCUGAAGAGGAACAAAGGUGCCUACAACCCAACCUUUUUCUUCCCACCGUCCCAGCGAGUCGUCGAAGUUUCGCUGAGUCUCAUGGUUAAGGAGGUCGAGCCUCUGGCAUUCGCCAAACUCCUUUCCGUGCCGAGCAACGCCUCCUCCAGCCAGGCCCUCGAUUCUGCGGCAGCUGUGGUGGCCCACAUCCCGGGCUCGAACUUCGCGCUCGUGUCCUACUCGAGCGCCAGUGACGCGCUCUUCACACGCGCCUCCCGCGACCUGCCACCCUUCCACUUCUCCUACGACGUGGAGCGCAAGCCCGAUGGUGGAGAACUCCAGGUGUCAGGAACAAAUUUCGUGCUUUUCUUCGCCCCCGAAGGCCUACCCGGCCUCACGAAGCACACAGUCUUCGUGCUCGACAUCUCAGGCUCCAUGGAUGACAACAAUAAACUGGAUCACCUCAAGGAAGCCAUGAAGGCCAUACUCAAUGACUUCAAAACUCAGGACUCCUUCCAGCUGGUGUUCCUCACCGACGGCAAGCCGACGGUGAGCGAGAAGAACUCGGACGUCAUCCGCCGCAACGUCAGGGAGGCCAACGUUAACCAUUUCCCUAUAUUUGCACUUGCCUUUGGGCCCGACGCUGAACUGAAGUUCCUGCGCCAGAUUUGCGCCGACAACACCGGCACUGCGCGGCGCAUCACCGACCGCAGCACCGCCGCAGAACAGAUCAAGGAUUUCUUCGACGAGGUGUCGCGGCCGCUGCUUUCUGACGUCGCCAUACGCUUCCCAGAGGGACAACUCAACCAAUCGUCGCUUGUCAAGCUGGGGCAGGACACCUACUACGCUGGUGACGAGAUCGUCUUCGCGGGCCAGCUCGCUUCUGAGGAGGACAUUUUGGACCCGUCCAUAGAGGGGGCGGGGGCCGACGGUCCCGUGACUUUGAAAGUCUCCCGCCGCCACUCCUCCCCCCCGACUCCCCCCAACCCCGACCUGCAGCGCGUGUGGGCCUACCUUGCAGUGCAGGAUCUCCUGGACUCGCAGGAUGUUGUGGAGGACCCAAACCUGCGCAGCGAAAUGCGCGCCAGAGCUCUGCACAUCGCCCUCAUGAAUGGCUUCGUGACGAAGUUCACGGGGCUUGCCAUGCACCCUUCGUCGUCUCCUGACAACGACGACGACAGCGACGAUGCAGUCAACGACGAACCAUCCUCGGAGACAACCACCGCGAGGUCUCCCCCACUGCCUCCCCGCCCCCUACCCCUGCAUCCCCACGACGGUGGGGAGUCUGGGGGCAGAGCUCUGCCCCACUCCGCCGGGGACGUGACGCUGCUCAGCAAAGAGGAUCUCGCUGCCUCGCUGCCGUCUGGCCUCAUAGCCUCUCUUGGCGCCACGCAGAAUCGGCGUUUCUCUUUUGUCGACAACGACCCCCACUUCGUAGUUCAGGUUCCAGGCCUCGUCUUCCCACUCUGCUUUGACGUCCAUGGCCAACAUGGCGAUAUCCUCAGCGUCAUUAACGACCCAAAGUCUGGUAUCCGAGUGAGCGGCGUGGUAACAGCGGUCGUGGGGUCGGAAGGCAAGACGUACUUCACGAAACUUUUCGUUGCUCUGGGCCAUGUCAACGUCACAGUGACGCCUGAUACCGUCACCGUGGACUGCCUCCGUAACGGCUCCAUCGCGACCGUAUCGGAGGUCUCAUCAGAUCCUGCUCCUACCGACCGGCGUCGACGUCACCAAAGGACCCGAAAUCGUGGCCGAGGAACUCGCCACGCAGGCAACCGGCGUCACCGUCGCCAGCACCGCAGACACAAAAGAAACCACAGAAGCCACCUAUCACUUCCAUCGGCCACUUAUUCCGCUAACCCUCACCCGCAGAUUCUCUUCGCCAAUGCAUAUCACAAUGAAAAAAUAUCAUCCCUCGUUGACCGUCCUCGACAUAUUUCUGAGCAUCGCCACCCACAGUUGCAAUUUGCCGCAGCACUUGACUCGCAUUUUUCAAAGACUGAUGAGCAAGGAGAUUUCGACGAAUUGGAAAUCCAUCCCCAUUUUACUAGGCAUCAGCACGAUCAAUUUUAUUCCCCAAAUCGCAGUCCACUCUUGCAUACGAACAACAAACAUGAACCCCUUUCCACGCCAGAACUUGAUCGACAUUCUCCGCUGACCGAUCGUUCUCCACCCAUUUCAGUACUCGAGCUUCAUCCUCAUUCCUCGGAUAGCAAUUCACAACCUCCGAAAGGCUCAACACGUUUAUCCGAAGGACGAAAGGCUCAACACGUUCAUCCUACAGCUGGUAACAAUGAACAUCCAGAAGCAGUUGUGCCUGAACACUUCCAUUAUUUCAGUCCGUCAAUGGUUUCUCGGGCUUGGAACUUCACUUCAGUGUUAGAAAAGCUAGGCGAGGAACCCGAGAACGACGAAGAGCUUUUUAAGCUUAGAAAUGAGAUUAACACUCGCUUUGAUGGCAAGCUGGGUUCUGAAAGCCAUAUUCCGAACAAAAAUCAGCGUAAAAAUUCACUUAAUGCGGCCAAGUUUUCAGUCGAAGAAGAUGAUCAAGCAGGAAGUAUUUAUUCUGACGGGGAAAUUCACUAUAAACGAACAGAUUCUCCUGUGAUGUCGCGGCACAUUUCGACUUCUAUCGACAACGAUAUUGAAGACGAGGACUCAAAAAUUCUGGAUUACUUAGUUGAAAAGUGUCAACAGGAGUUGACGUGGGACGAAAUAUCAGGAAGAAGGUUUGAUAACGUCGUAUUCAGGGUUCGGAACAACCGAAAGUUGAAUAUCAUGAUGGGAGACCUGGAGGUGCACUUUACCAUCACGCGCACCAAGAACAGACACGACCAACACUUCCUCGGCUUCUACGUUGAGGAGCAGAACGUCCUGUCGCCUCUCACCACCGGCAUCAUUGGUCAGUUUGCUUUUAAAACGGUAACAUUAAAGCAAUCAACGUCCCCAAGUCGGCGGUCCUCCCAGCUAAACAUGCAGCCUGGUCCGAAUGAGGCCUCCGUAGAGUUGUUGGUUCUCCACGUCGGGGAGGACGGUGGCGGAGGCGCGAGGAUAUCAGAAGUUCGUGCUAAUGUCGAGCAUCGGCGGUCUCUGCUGCACAAAGUUCAUGUACCGUGCCUGUACGUGGACAACGAAGGCAGAGGCCUGCUUACCCACCCUGCGUCUGAGUACACCGUACCGUGUCUGCAGUGCUGAAUGUAUAGAUAUAAAAGGAUUAAAGUAUCUCGGUUGAAUGAGGCGUAAAGUAUUAUUUGAGUUCUCAGUACGGGAGCAGGCCAAGCAGUUGUCUGCGCACCCGCCCUCCGCCUGCAUACACCGUACCCUGUCUGCAGUGCUGAAUAUUACCGCAUGAACAGGAAUUAAAUAUCUGGUUUUGAUAAUUGUGGAUAUUAAAAAAGAAAUGGAUUAUAGUAUAUCGUUAUCUGCUUUCCUUAUUUAUUUGAUGUGAUAUCCUAAUUUUCAAGAAAUCUGCUCAUUCAAUUAUUUAUAUUCUCAAGAAAUUUCAAACAGCGUCUGCCAUGUGGUCUAACGUGUUCCACAAAAAAGAUUAUCCCAUAGAAUUUAAAUGCAAAGUUGUGAAAAGUUAACUUCUUCACACAUUCUAAAAAUCAUCGAAAUGUUCACAUUGCGUGUUCUGAGAUUGAUCAACUGAUUGAUAUCAGUUUAUAUGUCACCGGUGGUCAGCCAUCCUCGCAAUGUCAUAACCCGACAAAUGUUUGAUUCACUAUGAAAAAAAUUCAUGCUCUUUCCCUUCCACUAAUAAUUUAUUGAAGAUUGGGGCAAAUGUAAUUAAACCUAACUAUUCAUCCGUUACUGAAUGAUAUUGCAUAAUAGCCAGUGUCAUGGUAACCUGAUUUUUUUUCUAAUAAUAAUAGUACUACAGCAAUUGUAACGGUAGUUUUUUGUCGGUAGUUCUCUGAAUUAUCGUGGACGUGUCCCGGAAAACUGUAACUAUAAAGACAUUCAUAUCCUUCUUAUUUACCAAACCGCGCUCAAUAAAUACAAUUAACCUUGAUUACAGUCUUUAACAUGUAACAGGACCAUUUGUAUUACCCACAGUAUUUGUCUUCAUAUCAGUAAAUGCCAUAUGAUUUACCGUCAUACAGGAGGUACAAGUAUAUCAUUCCCGGGGCAGUGUGAUGGUUAUGAUUUGAGUUUUCAUUGUCACCAAGAAAUGAUAACAUUUCAAAGAGUUCAUCAUUUGUUACGAAGGAGAGCAUCUAUUGUACGACUCUGUUAACCUGACACCAAUUGUAACAUUUUUUCUCUAUGUAAAUAGUGUUAAAGUAAAUGUUUGUUCUUUAAUGUUAAGCAUAUCUUUUAAUUUGAAUAGUUUACUGCAUACUUAAUUGUUCCCUGUUUUCUCAAUCCAAUAAAUGUUUUAAAUAUUACGACAAUGAUCAUAGACUAUACAAUAAUAAGUUAUACGUAUAUAGGUAAAUGAUUAGUAGAGAUACUGCGGAAUCAUGGCGAUGUCGGAAAACCAUCAAAACUCUCGACUAGUAGAGGGAGCAUAUCAAGAAAAUAAUACUCUACCUUUGUUUCCAUGCCAGUUUGGGUCUUGAUUAAUAGCGGAUCCGUACGCUUUUUUAUUUAGUCUGGUAGUAUUCCGACAGAUGUUGGUUGAUGUAGCAUAAAAUGUUUGUCUCCAACGUCUCGGAAUACUAAGCUUAGAAAAUCGCUUAAGGCAAUUUACGUAGUUUCCAAGUAUUUGACAUGCGAUGUAAAUAAGGAUAACAGAGCCAUUCACAAUUUUUAUUAAAUAAAAAACUUAGUUUCUUUU
This is a messenger RNA of Hyalella azteca, 5879 nucleotides long. RefSeq names its product inter-alpha-trypsin inhibitor heavy chain H3. Gene Ontology annotation, molecular function: serine-type endopeptidase inhibitor activity. The record is from RefSeq and is a predicted model, not a curated record. The coding region runs from base 647 to 4291 and encodes 1214 amino acids. Lineage: Eukaryota; Metazoa; Arthropoda; Malacostraca; Amphipoda; Hyalellidae. The transcript is spliced from 19 exons. Gene Ontology annotation, biological process: hyaluronan metabolic process.